This is a messenger RNA of Candidozyma pseudohaemuli, 2115 nucleotides long. RefSeq names its product medium-chain fatty acid-CoA ligase (gene FAA21). Lineage: Eukaryota; Fungi; Ascomycota; Pichiomycetes; Serinales; Metschnikowiaceae. Gene Ontology annotation, molecular function: long-chain fatty acid-CoA ligase activity. Bases 1 to 2115 code for a protein of 704 amino acids. The transcript has a single exon. The record is from RefSeq and is a predicted model, not a curated record. Gene Ontology annotation, biological process: long-chain fatty acid metabolic process. Gene Ontology annotation, cellular component: endoplasmic reticulum; membrane.
AUGGACCUGAACCGGUUCAAGGACGCCGUUGCUCUUGAAAAUUCCAAAGAGCCCGGCUACUCACCAAUCUACCGCAACAAAGCAGCGGUCGAUGGUUUGAUCAAUGUUCCACAUCCGGCUUUGACCACUUUGUAUGAAACAUUUGAAUGCUCGGCGUCUGUUUUUGCUGAUAAGAAGGCUAUUGGCGUUAGGCACAAGCGCAGCGAUGGGCUGUAUGGACCUUACGAAUGGGAGACAUAUGCACAGGUUUCUGCCAGAAAACGGAACUUUGGUGCUGGCCUUCUUUACUCAUUGCAAAACAAUGCCUUCAAGACACUGUCUCCCUCCCACCAGAAGAUAGACAGACAUGAGGAGCUCGCAGCUGCUAACGAGAUGACUUUCAUUCUCACUCAAUUCUCCCACAACAGAAAGGAGUGGCUCAUUGCUGAUUUGGCCAGUAUCAACUACUCCAUCACGAACACUUGUUUGUAUGAUACCUUGGGUCCAGACACGUCCCACUACAUUUUGGCUUUAACUGAAUCGCCAGUAGUGACCUGCUCGAAGGAUAAGAUUGAAAACUUGAUCAACAUCAAGAGAGAUCAUCCAGAAGACAUGCAGAAUUUGAUAUCUCUUAUCUCCAUGGACCCACUCGAACCAGACGAGUUGCUUGAUCUCAAGAGAAAAGCGAUCAGUCAGAACAUCGAGUUAAGUCAAUUCACUGAUAUUGAAGAACUUGGAAACAUUCAUAAACGUCCAGACAUCCGGCCCACUCCUUCGACGAUUUACACGAUCUCGUUCACUUCAGGUACAACCUCAAAUCCAAAGGGUGUUGUGCUUUCAAAUAGAAGUGCGAUCUCCGCCCUUACCUUCUGCUUAUCCAACGUGAAGAGUUCAAUGGUUAAUCCACGAGGCUACAGCUUCUUACCACUUGCUCACAUUUUCGAAAGAAUGACCAAUCAAGCAGCCUUCAUGUUGGGUGCCGAGAUCGGUAUGCCUCAAUCACCUUCUCCAUUAACACUUCUUGAUGAUGUCAUGCAUUUGAAGCCCAAUGCAUUGAACUUGGUGCCUCGUGUGUUGACAAAAUUGGAGGCUGCCCUCAAAGCGCAGACCAUCAAAAAUGACGAGAAACCUAUGUUGCAGCGUUUAUUCACGAACGCUAUCAACAUAAAGAUGGAGAGGCAAGCCGCAGAGGAUGGGGCAGCUGGUCAUCACUUGUUGUAUGACCGUUUGAUUGCACUUCUCCGUAAGAAAAUUGGUUUUGAAAACAUCACUAACAUUGCCACUGGAUCUGCUCCAAUCUCUCCCGAGACUGUUAAGUUUUUGAAAGCUGCCUUGAACACAGGUGUAUCUCAAGGUUACGGAUUGACAGAAUCUUUUGCUGGCGUAAGCAGUUCUUUGCAAUUUGAAGCGACUCCAGGCUCAUGUGGCCCUAUCUGUAUCACGACAGAAAUGAGGUUGAAAGACCUCCCAGAGAUGGGCUACACCGCUGAUGACUCCAUUGGUCCUCGUGGUGAAUUGUUAUUGAGAGGACCUCAAAUUUUUACGGAGUAUUUCAAGAAUCCAGAGGAUACUAAGAAGGCUUUGGAUCCAGAUGGCUGGUUCCAUACUGGUGAUGUUGCCCGCGUCAACCCUAAGAAUGGUCGUAUCUACAUCAUUGAUCGUGUGAAGAACUUUUUUAAGUUGGCUCAAGGUGAGUACAUUACUCCCGAGAAAAUUGAGAACACCUACCUCUCGUGUUACCCAUUAACUACAGCUUUCUUUGCUCAUGGUGACUCUUUAAGGACGUACUUGGUGGGUAUAGUCGGAGUUGAUCCCGUGUCAAUAAAGCCCUGGUUGGCCACAAAGUUCGGGUAUAAAGCAGCGGACCUCGAGGAUCAGGCGAAAUUGGUUAAGCUUUUGAACCAACGUGAAGUUAAAAGAAAGUUCUUGAUGGAGGCGAAUGGCUCGGUUUCUAAAUUAUUGCACGGCUUGGAGAAGUUGCAUAACAUAGAGAUUGGCAUUGAUCCCUUGAAGGUGGAAGAUGGUGUCGUCACACCAACCUUCAAAAUUAAGAGAGCCAAUUGCGGCAUCUUUUUCAAAGAGAGACUCGAGAAGCUUUACGAGGAAGGAUCAUUAAUCAAAAAUGAAAACUUGUAA